Messenger RNA from Prorocentrum cordatum, 258 nucleotides. The record is from the annotation of a GenBank genome assembly. Lineage: Eukaryota; Dinophyceae; Prorocentrales; Prorocentraceae.
AUGUUGAGCCCAGCGUCAGCCCUAGGUAGCUACAACGCUGGAAUCAGCGCGUGCGAGAAGGCCAUGCAGUGGCAGCGGGCUUUGGCGCUUCUCAGCGAGAUGUGUGUGGCGAAGCUGGAGCCCGACGUCAUCUCCUACAUCGCUGGAAUCAGCGCGUGCGAGAAGGGCGAGCAGUGGCAGUGGGCCCUGGCGCUGCUUAGCGAGAUGUGGGAGGCGAAGUUGGAGCUCAACGUCAUCAGCUACAACGCUGGGAUCAGC